AUGGAUGUUGGAACAUUACUCAAUCCACAAAUUGAUACUGGUCAAAUUGAAGGCAAUUUCAUACAAGGAGUUGGACUUUUUACUAUGGAAGAACUCAUCCGGGGUGAUAAAAAAUUCAAUAAAUGGAUUCCAUCAGGACAAUUAUACACUUGUGGAGUUGAUACUUACAAGAUUCCAUCGUUUAGUGAUGUUCCGAUUGAUUUUCGUGUUUCAUUAUUAUCUAAUUCAUUAAAUCCGCGAGCCAUCUAUUCUUCGAAAGGUAUUGGUGAACCGUCAAUUUUACUUGCUGCAUCAGCUUUUGUUGCUUUAAAACAAGCGUGUCAAGUCUAUCGAGAACAACAAAGUUUAUCAGGCUAUUUUACACUUCAUUCACCAGCAACUGUCGAACGUCUUCGAAUGGCUUGUGUCGAUGAAUUUACUCGUCGUGUCUGUCCUGAUGAAUAUGAAACAGUUCUGUCAAGAGGGUCAUAUUAA
Rotaria sp. Silwood1 is the source of this 474-nucleotide messenger RNA. Lineage: Eukaryota; Metazoa; Rotifera; Eurotatoria; Philodinida; Philodinidae. The record is from the annotation of a GenBank genome assembly.